UUUUUAUGUCAGUGUGUAUUAAAUAUUAAUACCUUAUACUUGCUUGUACUGAUACCUAUAUGGAUUUUUUUUUUAUAUAUCUAGAAAAACUAAUUUCUGAUCGAAAUGGAUAAAAUGAAAAUUUCUAAAAGAUGGAGGAAUGAUAAAAAUUAUACAAAUCUAGCUGUUAAUCAAACUUUUUGUGAAGAUCAAAACAGUUCUAAAAACAUAGUUUGUGAAAAAGAUUACAUCAACUCUUAUAUAAAACAGAAUAAAGCAGACAACAAAAAUACAAUUUAUUCGCAUAAUGCUGAUAUAUGGAAAUCAUUUAUUUGUGAUGGAGAAGUGCGGAGUUUUAAAAACAAAAUUAAAAGUCAAGCUAGGAAUACCAGUUUUUGUGAAAAACAAAACUAUAAUAAAAGUAAUCAAAAGCAAAGAAAAUUUUCUGAACAGGAUUCCAUUUAUGAUAAAUUUGAACAAAAUAGAGCAAAUUAUAGAAACAGCAUUGAUUUACAUGGGGAUACACGUAAAUCAAUAACUGAUUAUGGAGAAGGUGUUUUAGAAGAAAUUGAUGAAAAUAUUUUCAACUUAUCAAAAGAAUAUUCUCUUGCUCAUUGCGUGGCUGAAGAUUUACGAAUGGGAGCGGGCAUAGCUGUUGAUUUCAAGCGCAUCUUUGGUGGUGUUGGUACACUAAUUGAUCAGAAAUUAAAAAUAGGAAAUGUUGGUAUAGUUAAGCGCAAUAAUCAAUAUGCAUUUUAUAUAGUAACAAAAAAAUAUAGUAAUGGCAAACCUACAAUGAAAACAAUGGAAACAGCUCUUUGUUCACUUUUGAACAUAAUGAAAAAACACAAUUUAACAAAAUUAGGAAUACCCAAAAUUGGUUGUGGAUUGGAUAAUCUUGAUUGGUGUGAUAUAAGAUCGCUCAUCAUUGAUACAUUUUCUGGAUCUAGUAUUCAUGUAACUGUAUGUGUACCUUCAAAAUUAUUAGAUAAUAUGAAAGCACCGCCCAGAUUAAAAGUUUACAUCACACCAAACAAUUUAUGGGAGAUGGAAGCCGAAACCAUUAUUAUUUUAUAUAUUGACUUAGAAGAAGUAUGCGACAAGAAUUGGACAAACAAUAUAAUAGAUAAAGUGGAUGCUAAAUACCCAUUUAAACAAAAUUUGUUAAAAGACGUAAAACAUAAGAAGUUAGAGCCUGGUAACAUAACAUGCUAUACUGUUAAUGACGAAGUGAUAGUUUGUAUGUUUAUCUCGCAAAAUGCAUAUUACAGUUCUUUAGAAAAUGGAUUCAAAUCCAUAGAUCGUAAAAUCAAAAAAUAUAAGUAUAUGGCUAUUCAAAGUGGACCUAUUGAACCUAGUGAUAACUUCAAACAAAUAGCAUGGACAGUUUUAAUAUUACGAUCUGUAGUUAUUCGCUCUUCUGAAUUAUGGUUAUGUGGUGAUGCCAAACAAACAAUUGGCAUGGUAUACGAUCAAUAUUGUAAAAACGUAUACAGCUCUAUGAAUUAUUUAUCUCAAUAAACCUAAUUUUCCAACUAAAAAAACAUUUUAACAUGAAGAUAAAUAUUGUAAUUAAAAUUAAAGAUGUAAAUCAUCACAGAAAAAUUUUAAUCAAAAUAGUAUCUACAAAACAGAUACCUAUACCUUCUUGAUUCUAUGUAUUUAAAUUUGUUAUUAAAUGGGUAAGAUAUAAUCUAGAUGAGAGAAGAAAUUGCUUGCCAAAAUUAAUGGAACAUGUACAUUUGCUAUUAAUAAGGCCUGAUAUUUUAUGUGGCAUAGUUAAAGAACCUCUUCUACAGAAUGAAAUAUAUUAUGUCAUAAAUAUGUAAAUGAAGCAUUACAUUUUUAUCUACAAAAAUCGGUUGGAAAAUUUGCCAUUCCAAAUUCGAAAUGAUGUAAACUUAGACAGUUUAAUGGUUCACAAAAAGUUAUUCUAAUGUUCAAUCUGUUGGAGGAUAAAUGUUUAAUGAACUGGUAUGACCCUGCCAUCAAAAAAUGAUAUGAUGCAUCAGAGUUGAUAGGUUGUUGUAAGACAUCUGGAAUUUGUGUUAUUUAAGACCAAUAUGUGUUUGUGGUGGGGGGGUGUCAGUAAAACAAGCUCCAAAAAUGUUAGCAUGCUUGAUGUAUCACAACAACUCCCUGCAUGGCCAUCUAUAAAUGCCAUGACGGUUAGCCGAAAUAACUUAGGAGUCGGUAUUUUAAAUGAUCAAAUAUAUGCUGUUGGCGGCCAUGAUGACAACAGAAUAUUAAAAAGUGUCGAUAAUUAUAAAUAUUGAAUUAUUAAUAUUUAUAAUUAAAUGUUAAAAACAUAAAAUUGAAUUGUAAUUUUGUACUAAUUAUUUU
Molecule: messenger RNA, 2322 nt
Organism: Metopolophium dirhodum (rose-grain aphid)
Lineage: Eukaryota; Metazoa; Arthropoda; Insecta; Hemiptera; Aphididae
Exons: 11
Coding region: 106-1500 (464 amino acids)
Biological process (GO): peptidyl-glutamate ADP-deribosylation
Source: RefSeq, a predicted model, not a curated record